UGUUUCACAUUUGCUGAAACUAAUAUAUCUCUAAUCAUCAUCAUUAAUCAGGACAACUUAUUUCAGUAAUUCAGUGUACUAAUGACUGACUAAUUGAAGGUUCCUAACCACUCAAGUACUCAAACUAUCAUUGAUGUACAGGUAUGCUAACAAUCCAAGCCUUGCUGCAGUGGAACUGAUCAAUGAGCCUCCCGCGCCUGGGGUCACAUUUGAGAACCUAAAUAAAUAUUAUAAAGCUGGUUAUGACACUGUAAGGAAGCACAGUUCAAGUGCUUAUGUGAUCCUAUCUAACAGGUUGAAUAAUUCUGAUGCUGCAGAGUUCCCCCAACUAGCAAGAGGCCUCAAAGACUCUGUUAUUGAUGUCCACUACUACAAUCUCUAUGAUACUGUAUUCAACAACUUGACUGCACAACAGAAUAUUGACUUUAUCUACAGCAACCGCUCAGUGCAGUUGAGUGAAGUCACCACAAUAGAUGGUCCACUGAGUUUCGAAGGGAAUGGACUGGAGAAUGGGAAAUCAAUGGAACAUCAAUGCAAGACUAUCAGAGGUUUGCAAAAGCCCAACUGGAAGUAUAUGGAAAGGCCACUUUUGGAUGCGGGUACUGGUCUUACAGGAAUGUGAAAAACAAGUGGAGUCUCAAGUGGAUGAUCAAACACAAUUAUAUUAAGAUAUAGGCCCUCUACCAAGGCUGCCAGCCUCUUCUAUCUGCUUUCAGUGCAAAUAAUGCUCCCAAGUGGAGUUCCAGCCGUCUACAGAUCCAACUUUGAUGGUGUAUCUGAGAGUAAACACGUCUUUUCAUUAGGCGCAGAGUAAGACUGCAUCAUUGGAUGGUCAAAAUAAUCAACUAAGAAAUCAAAUUAAAAUAUUUAUCGAUUGGCUUGUUGCAUCCAUUCAAGCAGCUCAAAUUUUGUGCUAGCGGCUCCUCUUUGUUUUUUACCUACAUAAGAAUACCUUGUCUUAUACCUAUUGAAAUUCCAGGUGGUGUGGAGUGAAAUCAAUUGCAAUGAGUUUCAUAU
Molecule: messenger RNA, 1017 nt
Organism: Macadamia integrifolia
Lineage: Eukaryota; Viridiplantae; Streptophyta; Magnoliopsida; Proteales; Proteaceae
Exons: 2
Coding region: 134-622 (162 amino acids)
Biological process (GO): cell migration; actin filament bundle assembly; establishment or maintenance of cell polarity
Cellular component (GO): actin cytoskeleton; cytoplasm
Molecular function (GO): actin filament binding; hydrolase activity, hydrolyzing O-glycosyl compounds
Source: RefSeq, a predicted model, not a curated record